Messenger RNA from Cyprinodon tularosa, 1795 nucleotides. Its product is annotated as gastrula zinc finger protein XlCGF57.1-like. NCBI's taxonomy places the organism in Eukaryota, Metazoa, Chordata, Actinopteri, Cyprinodontiformes, Cyprinodontidae. Gene Ontology annotation, biological process: central nervous system development; regulation of transcription by RNA polymerase II. The record is from RefSeq and is a predicted model, not a curated record. Gene Ontology annotation, cellular component: nucleus. The coding region runs from base 29 to 1510 and encodes 493 amino acids. Gene Ontology annotation, molecular function: RNA polymerase II cis-regulatory region sequence-specific DNA binding; DNA-binding transcription factor activity, RNA polymerase II-specific. The transcript is spliced from 2 exons.
AGAAAAUCCCUGGACUAAAGAGGAAACCAUGGAGCACCCCAUAAUUCAGCAUGAAGAACAGCUUGGUCUGAAGCAGGAGACCGAAGACCGAAUGGAGGAACCUUUCCAAGGUUUGACAUUUGGAGAAAUCUUUCCAAAAAAAGAACAUUUAAUGGAUCACAAGAGCACUCACUCAGACCGCCUGCAGGAUUAUGUUGGAAAAGAGGAGGAUUUCUCUGACCAGCAGCUUUGUGGACAGGAGAGGAAAUCCAGUUUGGACCAAGAGGAGUCGGAACAUCCACAGAUAAAAGAAGAGCAUCAAAAGCCAGAACAUCCCUGGACAAAAGAGGAAACCAUGGAGCUCCCCAUAAGUGAGCAGAAAGAGCACCUUCUUCUUAAGCAAGAGAUUAAAGAUACAAGAAAGAAACAUUUCCCAUGUUUGACAUGUGGAGAAAACUUUCUUAAAAAGAAGCAUUUAAUGGUUCACAUGAGAAUUCACACAGGUCAGAAGCGUUUUGAAUGUCUAUCCUGUGGAAAAAGCUUCACUUACAAAUCUGAUCUUGAUAAACACAUGAGAAUUCACACUGAUGAGAAGCCUUUUUCCUGUACCAUUUGUAACUAUACAUUUAUUCAAAAGAGUAGUUUGACUUCUCACAUGAGAAUUCACAUAGGUAAGAAGCCUUUUGAAUGUCUGUCCUGUGGAAAAAGCUUCCCUGACAAAUAUCGUUUUGAUAGACACAUGAGAAUUCACACUGGUGAGAAGCCUUUUAAAUGUCUGUCCUGUGGAAAAAGCUUCCCUGACAAAUAUCGUUUUGAUAGACACAUCAGAAUUCACACUGGUGAGAAGCCUUUUUCCUGUACCAUUUGUAACAAUAAAUUUAAUCAUAAGAGUAGUUUGACUUCUCACAUGAGAAUUCACACUGGUGAGAAGCCUUUUGAAUGUCUGUCCUGUGGAAAAAGCUUCACUGACAAAUCUAGUCUUGAUAAACACAUCAGAAUUCACACUGGUGAGAAGCCUUUUUCCUGUACCAUUUGUAACAAUAAAUUUUAUCGAAAUAGUAGUUUGACUACUCAUAUGAGAAUUCACACUGGUGAGAAGCCUUUUGAAUGUCUGUCCUGUGGAAAAAGCUUCACUGACAAAUCUUAUCUCGAUAAACACAUCAGAAUUCACACUGGUGAGACGCCUCUUUACUGUACCAUUUGUAACAAUAAAUUUACUCAAAAGAGUCAUUUGACUUCUCACAUGAGAAUUCACACAGGUGUGAAGCCUUUUGAAUGUCUGUCCUGUGGAAAAAGCUUCACUGUCAAAUCUAGUCUUGAUAGACACAUCAGAAUGCACACUGGCGAGAAGCCUUUUUCCUGUACCAUUUGUAACAAUAAAUUUAAUCAAAAGAGUAAUUUGACUUCUCACAUGAGAAUUCACACUGGUGAGAAGCCUUUUGAAUGUCUGUCCUGUGGAAAAAGCUUCACUAACAAAUCUCAUCUUGAUAGACACUUCAGAAUUCACACUGGUGAGAAGCCUUUUGAAUAAGUCACAGCAGUGAGAUGCCACAGGAAUGAACAGUAGAGGUGUUUACCACGUUUGACUGGUGAUAAAAUUUCCAUCUAGAAACUCCUUCACCUCAUUACAUUAGACACUCAUGGGUCAAAGUCCUUUUUUUAAAACAAAUUUUGAGAAAGCCAUUAAUUAACAACUCUGUUUACAUAGAAACCAGAACUGAUAAGGUGUUAUAUAGUAAAUCUGGUAAAUACGUAGGUCCUGGGUGAAUAUUUGGAAGUGAACAUUUGAAAGUUAAUUAUUUUGGACCUGAGUAAA